AUGCCAGAGGAGAGUAACCUAAACUCCAAAGACUUCUCCACCACGAUGAAUAAAGAGAAAUUAAGGGAAAAGAUCAACGCUAAUAAAGACAAAAUUCCAGAACAUGUUUUAAAAGUCAUAGAAGAAGAGCUUACAAAACUGCAGAGUUUAGAAGCCACUUCAAGCGAUAAUGAUGCCACCUAUAACUACCUUGAUUGGUUGAUCGUUUUGCCUUGGGAAAAUUUCAGUUCUGAGAAUUUUGAUGUCCCACGUGCAAAAAAGAUUCUUGACGCUUUUGGAGCUAACAAAAAUCAAAACCAGGAACUGGAUAUUCAUAAACGUCUGGAGUUGACGCUGGGAUUGGUUGAAAAACAAGUGGAAAUUAACAAGAAGGUGAAAUAUCCACUUUGUGAAGUCGAUUAUGGCAAUUCCUCUAGCAAUUAUGAGUAUCUUGUUUGGCUGACCGUGUUGCCUUGGGGGAAUUUCAGUAAUGAGAAUUAUGAUGUCCUACGAGCUGAAAAGAUUCUUAACGAGGAACAUUACGGACUAUCCGAUGUAAAAGAAAGAAUACUAGAGUUUAUUGCUGUGGCAAGUCUUAGAGGCACUUCACAAGGGAAAAUCAUUUGUCUCUCAGGACCUCCUGGAGUAGGAAAAACAAGCAUUGGGCGUUCGAUUGCACGUGCUCUUGACCGCAAGUUCUUUAAGUUCUCUGUUGGAGGACUAUAUGAUGUUGACGAGAUUAAGGGUAAUCGGCGAUCAUAUAGAGGUGCCAUGCCUGGAAAGAUGGUGAAAUGUCUAAAGAGCAUGGGAACAUCAAAUCCUCUUGUUCUCAUCGAUGAGAUUGAUAAGCUUGGAAGGUACCACCACCAUGGCGAUCCAGCCAAUGCGUUGUUGGAGCUUCUCGAUCCAGAGCAGAAUGCAAAUUUUCUAGACCACUAUCUCGAUGUGCCUAUUGACUUAUCAAAGGUUUUAUUUAUAUGCACAGCAAAUGCGACAGAUUCGAUCUCAGAACCUCUGCUAGACAGAAUGGAGGUGAUUAGUAUCGCAGGGUAUCUCACUGAUGAGAAAAUGCAUAUUGCUAGAGAGUAUUUGGUGAAAAAGACAUGCAGAGAUUGUGGGAUUAAGCCUGAACAGGCUGUUGUGAGCGAUGCAGCUCUUCUUUCGUUGAUAGAAAAUUACUGCAGAGAAGGAGGAGUUAGAAAUCUUCAGAAGCAUAUUGAGAAGAUUUACCGCAAGAUUGCUCUUAAACUAGUACGCCAAGGAGCAUCCAAGGAACCGCCUGUAAGUGAAACAGUGUUUAAGGUUGUGAUUGAUGAAUCAAACCUUGAAGAUUAUGUAGGCAAACCAGUAUUCCGCGGAGAGAAGAUGUAUGAACAGACACCAGUAGGGGUUGUAAUGGGUCUAGCUUGGACAUCCAUGGGUGGCUCAACAAUGUACAUAGAGACAACCUUUGUAGAAGAAGGAGAAGGUAAAGGUGAUCUUCGUGUAACGGGUCAGCUCGGAGACGUGAUGAAAGAAAGCGCAGAGAUAGCUCACACAGUCGCCAGAAGAAUCAUGCUUGAGAAAGAACCUGAGAACCUCUUCUUUGCGAAUUCCAAGCUUCAUCUACAUGUUCCUAAAGGAGCCACACCAAAAGAUGGUCCAAGCGCAGGCUGCACAAUGAUCACUUCGUUGCUAUCACUUGCCAUGAAGAAGCCCGUGAGGAAAGAUCUUGCUAUGACCGGAGAAGUCACCCUAACCGGUAGAAUUCUUCCAAUUGGCGGCGUUAAGGAGAAGACUAUAGCUGCGAGACGGAGUCAAGUGAAGAUGAUAAUAUUUCCGGAGGCUAAUCGUAGAGAUUUCGGUGAGCUACCGGAAAACGUGAAAGAAGGGCUCCAUGUUCAUUUCGCCGAUGAAUAUGAGCAGAUUUUCGAACUAGCCUUUGGGUAUGAGUAUGACCGAUGA
Microthlaspi erraticum is the source of this 1923-nucleotide messenger RNA. Lineage: Eukaryota; Viridiplantae; Streptophyta; Magnoliopsida; Brassicales; Brassicaceae. The record is from the annotation of a GenBank genome assembly.